Molecule: messenger RNA, 4293 nt
Organism: Synchiropus splendidus (mandarinfish)
Lineage: Eukaryota; Metazoa; Chordata; Actinopteri; Syngnathiformes; Callionymidae
Gene: opa1
Product: OPA1 mitochondrial dynamin like GTPase
Exons: 30
Coding region: 75-3248 (1057 amino acids)
Biological process (GO): mitochondrial fusion
Cellular component (GO): mitochondrial membrane; microtubule; cytoplasm
Molecular function (GO): GTP binding; GTPase activity; microtubule binding
Source: RefSeq, a predicted model, not a curated record
AAUUUGUACAUCAAAGAGUUUGACAGCAUUUUCUUAACGAAUAGACGUUUGAAAAUGUUACUGGGAGCGAAUCUAUGGGGUGGACCGGAUAUACCACACCAACACUGGAGCUGCUUCAAACAGCUGAGACAUGGCAUUGUAUGAAGAGCGUUUUUGGUGUGUCAGAAAAACUGCUAAUAAGCGUUGCCUGCAGGACCAUGGUAACCAACAACAUGGGCUUGAGAUUUCGGAUCCCGCUCCAGAAGUUGCAUCCGCUCUCCCGUGCCAUCCAUCAUCGCUACUCAGCGAACUCCAACCCUCAGCGACCACCUCAUCGCACGGCAGCCCGAUACUUCACCUCCAUGUCACGGUUGCCCAUGCGGCAGCUUAAACCACCUCCAGGCUCAGGGGGCCAUCGCUACCAGCAGCAACGUAACUUCUGGGUGGCUCGUUUGGCCGCCAGAUUGUUAAGGCUGAGAUACAUUUUACUGGGCAGUGCUGUUGGAGGAGGAUACACAGCGAAAAAGACCUACGAUGAGUGGAAAGAUAUGCUACCAGAUUUUAGUGAAUACAACUGGGUCAUUCCUGACUUUGUCUGGGAGCUUAGUGAACAAAUCGAUUUUGAAAAGCUGACCAAGGCGUUGCCAGAGAUGGAGGAAAUUGUUAAACUUCUUCCUGACAUGGACAAGAUCGGCGAGAACUUCACCUUCUUCAAGAGUCUCUUGUCUUCUGGUGUGAGUUUGGGUAGUGAAGUCAAAGGAGCUUCUGGUCUACAUCUGUUGUUAGAUGCCUCGAUUGAUUCCCAGCUGAAGGCAACAGAUUCUUCUGCUUCAGCUGCGCAGGACGCCAGCGACAAACAUUACAAAAAGCAGGGUCUGCUCGGCGAGCUCAUUCUUAUUCAGCAACAGAUCCAGCGGCACGAGGAGGAGGUCCGGCGGGCCGCUGCCUCCCAUAGUACGCGUCCCAGUGCACCCAGUCCACCUCCGAGCCCCAGCCCCCCGCAACAUAAGUCAUCAGACAAAGAAAAGAUCGACCAACUGCAAGAGGAGCUCCUUCGAACCCAGCUCAAGUAUCAACGCAUGCUGGAGAGGCUGGAGAAGGAGAAUAAGGAGUUAAGAAAAGUAGUUCUGCAGAAGGACGAUAAAGGCAUUCACCAAAGGAAAAUCAAGAAAUCUCUGAUUGACUUGUACUCUGAAGUUCUGGACAUCCUGUCUGACUAUGAUGCCAACUACAACACUCAGGACCACCUACCAAGGGUGGUUGUGGUCGGCGAUCAGAGUGCUGGGAAGACCAGUGUGCUGGAGAUGAUUGCACAGGCCAGAAUCUUCCCCAGGGGCUCUGGUGAGAUGAUGACCCGCUCUCCCGUUAAGGUCACACUCAGUGAAGGUCCUCACCACGUUGCCAUGUUCAAAGACAGUGGCCGAGAAUUUGACUUGACAAAGGAGGAGGAUCUGGCUGCUUUGAGACAUGAAAUUGAGCUGCGGAUGAGGAAGAGUGUGAAGGAUGGACAGACGGUCAGCUCAGAGACAAUUUCCCUGAGUGUCAAAGGUCCUGGGAUCCAGAGGAUGGUGCUGGUCGAUUUACCAGGUGUCAUUAGUACGGUGACCACAGGGAUGGCAACAGACACAAAAGAAACCAUCUUCAGUAUUAGCAGGGCCUAUAUGCAGAACCCCAAUGCCAUCAUUCUCUGUAUUCAAGAUGGCAGUGUAGACGCAGAGAGGAGCAUUGUGACCGACUUGGUUAGCCAGAUGGACCCCCAUGGAAAGAGGACCAUUUUUGUUCUGACCAAAGUCGACUUGGCUGAGAAGAACCUGGCCAGCCCAAGCAGGAUUCAGCAGAUAGUUGAAGGAAAGCUGUUUCCGAUGAAGGCUCUUGGCUACUUUGCUGUAGUGACUGGAAAAGGAAGCAGUGCUGAAAGUAUAGACUCCAUCAAAGACUAUGAGGAGGACUUCUUCCAGAACUCCAGAUUACUACGAGAUGGCAUGUUGAAAGCCCAUCAGGUGACCACAAAAAACUUGAGUCUAGCUGUUUCUGACUGCUUCUGGAAGAUGGUAAGGGAGUCAGUGGAGCAGCAGGCGGAUGUAUUUAAAGCGUCACGUUUCAACUUGGAGACGGAGUGGAAGAACAAUUACCCUCGUGUCCGUGAGCUUGACAGGAAUGAACUUUAUGAGAAGGUCAAAAAUGAAAUCUUGGAUGAGGUCAUAAGCUUGAGCCAAGUGACACCUCAGCACUGGGAAGCUAUCCUGCAAAAGAAACUGUGGGAGCGAGUUUCGACACAUGUGAUUGAGAACAUCUACCUGCCUGCUGCCCAAACAAUGGACUCAGGGACUUUCAACACCACUGUCGACAUCAAGCUCAAACAGUGGACCGAUAAGCAACUUCCACACAAGGCUCUGGAGGUUGCCUGGGAGACAUUGCAGGAUGAGUUUGCCCGCUUCAUGGCUGAGUACAAAGGCAAAGACCAAGACGACAUAUUUGACAAACUGAAGGAGGCUGUUAAGGAUGAGAGCAUAAAAAGACACAAGUGGAAUGAGAGGGCGAUGGACAGCCUGCGGGUGAUCCAACACAAUGCACUGGAAGAUCGAUCUAUUACAGACAAACCUCAGUGGGAUGCAGCGAUCCAGUUCAUGGAGGAAACUUUGCAAUCGCGGCUCAAAGACACUGAAUCCGUAAUCAAGGACAUGGUCGGUCCUGACUGGAAGGCGAGGUGGCUGAAUUGGACCAACAGAACACCAGAGCAGCACAUCCGAAACGAAACAAAAACCGAGCUGGAGCGCUUGCUCAAGCUGCACGACGACCACACCGCUUACUUGGCAAAUGACGAGGUGACCACGGUGAGAAAAAAUUUGGAGGCUCGCAACGUCGAAGUUGACCCUGUACUGAUCAAAGACACGUGGCAUCAGCUUUAUCGAAGGCACUUUUUGCAGAAAGCUUUGUCUCACUGCAGCCUCUGCAAAAGAGGUUUCUACUACUACCAGAGGCAUUUUGUCGACUCUGAGUUGGAGUGCAAUGAUGUGGUCCUGUUCUGGAGAAUCCAGAGGAUGCUGGUCAUCACAGCCAAUACUCUACGACAGCAACUCACCAACACUGAAGUCCGUCGGUUGGAGAAAAACGUCAAAGAGGUGCUGGAUGAUUUUGGAGAAGACUCUGAGAAGAAGGCUCAGCUCAUCACUGGUCGCAGAGUUCAACUAGCUGAGGAUCUCAAGAAAGUUCGUGAGAUCCAGGAGAAGCUGGAAGCGUUCAUCGAGGCUCUUCACAAGGAGAAAUGAGAGCCAGCUAUCCAGCAGGCUUCUCCGCACGUCGCUAUAUUACGGUCAGUCCCGAGCUUCUCUACUGACCGGAAGGGGAUCUGUUCUUUCUCGUGACAAUUACGUGCACUGUGGGUGACAUGUCCGAAGUCACCCUUCUCUGGCCCCGCCCCUUUCCAGUGGUUUCACUUCCUGCAACCUCAGCAUCAGUGGACUCAGACGGACCUCAACCUCUUUACUUUUGGUGGAACGCUCUCAGUACAGGGUGUGACUGGAGUUGGAAUCAUGAACCGACCUGAAGGACACCCGUGCACCACAGUCACUCAUCAACAAUCGACCGUAUUAUCGUCAAACUGAACCUUAUAAAUACAGACCUUUUAUCCCUCCUGCUCUGUCUUUUGCACCUUUUCGUCACCCCUCCUUUUUUGUCAUUUUGCACUUCAACUCCCUAGCACUUAAUUUUCCCCUCAGGUUUUGACUUGCUCUCUUCUCACCACAUUUCUCCUAAUAUUUUGCCCCUCCCAUUAUAUGUCAUAAUAAUCAGCAUCACCACAUACUUGAUAAUUCGUCUGAUCUGAAUUGGUCUCCAGGGGAAAGCAAACAUGAAGCAUUUAAAAGUGGUGUGUUUACUUAACUGUACCAUAAUAAUAGUAGCUCAAUGUAACACCAUGGCUUCCAGUGUUCUACAAAAUAAAGUGCUGCCUCUUUGCCUCAUCACCUCUCAACACUCGCUUUCACGAGUCAACAGUUUCACUGAACUCUUCCAUUAUAAAUCACCAUCACAAGGUCCGUCUCCUCCUCCGUCAUCAUAUCCCGCUCCCUCUUUGAUUCACCGUAUCUGACUGCAACUGUUCGAUAGUUCCCUGUGUAUAUUUGAAGAAACACCUGUCCCAUACAGGAAGUGUUGACGGGAGCUCCCGCUGUCAGCACCUGUCCAUGUGCUGGUUAGAAAGUUUAUGUUGUAGAAAGAUUAUGUUUGCAUGGUCAUCAGAUGUCUUUUAUUUAUUAAAUUGUGUCUAAAUGGAGAAAAGGAGUUCUAAAAUAAAAUCGACAAAUUAAAGAAUCA